Molecule: messenger RNA, 774 nt
Organism: Ostreococcus lucimarinus CCE9901
Lineage: Eukaryota; Viridiplantae; Chlorophyta; Mamiellophyceae; Mamiellales; Bathycoccaceae
Exons: 2
Coding region: 1-762 (253 amino acids)
Molecular function (GO): GTP binding
Source: RefSeq, a predicted model, not a curated record
AUGGAUCAGGGACGCGGGGCGAAUGUGAAGAGCUGCGAGUUCGUGCAGGCGUGCGUGGACUUGGCGGGAUGCCCGAAACCGACGCUGCCGGAGAUCGCCGUCAUCGGUCGGUCGAACGUCGGGAAGAGCUCGCUGGUGAACAUGCUCACGAAUCGUAAGUCGUUGGCGAAGACGUCGAAGAAUCCUGGGAAGACGCAGACGAUCAAUCACUAUCGCAUGACGACCGGGGAUGGGAAGUUUUACCUCGUCGAUCUUCCCGGUUACGGGUACGCGAACGCGCCGGAGGAUUUGCGAGAAAAGUGGGCGGCGUUUACGCGCGAAUAUUUGAUCAAACGAGAAUCGCUCAUCACCGUGUUGCUCUUGAUCGACAGCACGGUGAAACCGCAGCGUUUAGAUUUGGAGUGUCUCGAUUGGCUCGGCGAAGCCGGCGUGCCCGUGACCGUGGUGUUCACCAAGGUGGACAAGCGUAAAAAAGUUGGCGCCGGCAAGCGCGCCAACCCGGCGGAAAACGUCGAAGAAUUUUGCCGCGAAGUGAGCGAGUAUUGGGACGAGUUACCGCCCAUGCUUUACACCUCAUCCGUGAACGGCGAAGGCAAGCGCGAGGUGCUGAAUCACAUCGCGACGUUGCGACAAUUCUUUAAGAAGCCGCUCAAGGAGGAGGUAUUAGCCGCCGUCGCGCCCGCCGCCGCGGCGUCGCCGAUCGUCGCCGACGCGCGCGCCGCCGACGUCGCCGACGACGAGCCCGAGGACGAUUGGAACUGAUCGUCGCCGCCG